Molecule: messenger RNA, 3835 nt
Organism: Punica granatum (pomegranate)
Lineage: Eukaryota; Viridiplantae; Streptophyta; Magnoliopsida; Myrtales; Lythraceae
Source: RefSeq, a predicted model, not a curated record
UCAGCCUCUCAGAUGCCCCAAGCCGUAUUCGUAAAGGAGGAGGAAGAAGAAAGAAGAAGGAGAAGCAGCAGAGUCGAUCCACAGAUCCGCAAAGGUGUUGCCCCUUCUCUUCUCGAGGCCCGGUGUCUCGGUGAACCGCAGCUCCGUCUUCCUCCGCCGUUACUGUCAGUUGACUGGGAUGGCCACCGAGGAUGGGAAGAGCUAUGCUAGAAGGGACCGUUUGUUGAAAAUUGAGGCCAAAGUUAAGACCUGGUGGGCAGAGAACGAUGUUUUCAGGGCUGAUCCUGGCGAGAGACCUCCUCAAUCGGGGGAGAAGUUCUUUGGGAAUUUCCCGUAUCCUUAUAUGAAUGGAUAUUUGCACCUGGGGCAUGCGUUCUCGUUGUCGAAGCUUGAAUUUGCAGCGGCCUAUCAUAGGCUUCGAGGGGCGAAUGUGUUGUUGCCAUUUGCUUUUCACUGCACCGGUAUGCCGAUCAAGGCAGCAGCUGAUAAGCUUGCUCGGGAAGCCCAACAGUUUGGUGAUCCUCCCACGUUUCCUGAGAAAGAGGAGGAGCAAGUGAACCAAGAGCCGGAAGCAUCGAACCCGACUGCUAAUGAAUCUGUGGUACAGGGUAAGUUCAAGGGAAAGAAGUCUAAGGCUGCUGCAAAAUCAGGUGGGCAGUUGUACCAGUGGGAGAUUAUGAAAAGUCUCGGCCUCUCUGACAGUGAAAUAUCCAGGUUCCAAGACCCAUAUAACUGGUUGACCUUCUUUCCUCCGGUUGCUAUGGAUGAUCUCAAGGCUUUUGGCUUAGGCUGUGACUGGAGGCGUUCCUUCAUUACUACGGAUAUGAAUCCCUUCUAUGAUUCAUUUGUGAGGUGGCAGAUGAGGAAGCUCAAAUCUAUGGGGAAGAUUGUUAAAGAUCUUCGAUACACAAUAUACUCUCCUUUAGAUGGUCAGCCUUGUGCCGAUCAUGACCGGGCAAGUGGAGAAGGCGUUCAGCCACAGGACUACACGCUCAUCAAGAUGGAAGUGGUCCCGCCAUUUCCUCCGAAGAUGGGAGUUCUGCAGGGCAAGAAAGUAUUUUUGGCCGCUGCUACUUUGAGGCCGGAGACAAUGUAUGGACAGACGAAUGCUUGGGUAUUGCCCGAGGGUCAGUACGGAGCCUUUGAGAUUAAUGAUACCGAAGUUUUCAUCAUUUCACAUCGGGCUGCCCGUAACCUUGCAUAUCAAGGGUUCUCUAAGGUCCCUGAGAAGCCUAGCUGCUUAUUGGAGCUGACUGGUUAUGAUCUAAUCGGGCUUCCCUUGAGGUCGCCUCUGUCAUUUAAUGAGAUUAUUCAUGCUCUUCCUAUGAUGAACAUCCUGAUGGACAAAGGUACUGGGAUCGUUACCAGUGUACCGAGUGAUGCCCCUGAUGACUACAUCUCCCUGCAUGUCUUGAAGACAAAACCAGCCUUUAGGGAGAAAUUUGGCUUGAAGGAUGAGUGGGUGUUGCCUUUUGAGAUAAUACCAAUCAUUAAUAUUCCUGAAUUUGGUGAUAAAGCUGCUGAGAAGGUCUGCAAGGACAUGAAGAUUGUCAGUCAGAAUGAGAAGGAGAAGCUUGCAGAAGCAAAGCAGAGAACAUAUUUGAAGGGCUUCACUGAAGGAACGAUGAUCGUGGGAGAGCACACCGGUAUGAAGGUCCAAGAAGCAAAGCCACUGAUUAGGAGUAUGCUUAUCGAGACAGGCCAAGCAAUUAUGUAUAGUGAACCAGAGAAACGAGUCAUGUCGAGGUCUGGCGAUGAAUGCGUUGUGGCUUUGACAGAUCAAUGGUACAUCACUUAUGGAGAAUCUGAGUGGAAAAAGAUGGCUGAGGAAUGUCUUUCAAACAUGAAUCUAUAUUCUGAUGAAACCAGACACGGCUUCGAGCAUACAUUGAGCUGGCUUAAUCAGUGGGCUUGCUCACGUUCUUUUGGCCUUGGAACUCGCAUCCCCUGGGAUGAGCAAUUCCUUGUGGAGUCUCUCUCUGACUCCACCAUCUACAUGGCUUACUACACUGUAGCCCACAUUCUUCAUGGUGGGAACUUGUAUGGAUCGAGUUCGUUGAUAAAGCCCGAGCAGAUGACUGAUGAAGUCUGGGAUUUUGUUUUCUGUGGCGGGCCGUACCCGCAGUCUGAUAUUCCUUCAUCUAUCCUCGAUCAAAUGAAGCGGGAGUUUGAGUAUUGGUAUCCGUUUGAUCUGAGAGUUUCAGGCAAGGACCUUAUUCAGAACCAUUUAACUUUCUGCAUAUAUAAUCAUACGGCUAUCGUGUCCAAACACCACUGGCCUCGUGGCUUUAGGUGCAAUGGUCACCUUAUGCUGAAUAAUGAAAAGAUGUCGAAACAGACUGGGAAUUUCAAGACUUUACGUCAGGCUAUUGAAGAAUUCUCUGCUGAUGCCACCAGAUUUUCACUUGCUGAUGCCGGUGAUGGUGUUGAUGAUGCCAACUUUGUGUCUGAUACGGCGAAUGCUGCAAUCUUGCGACUCACCAAAGAACUCUCUUGGAUGGAAGAAGUGAUAGCUGCAGAAUCUUCUUUGAGAUCGGGCCGGCCUUCUACCUAUGCUGACCGGGUGUUUGCAAAUGAGAUUAACAUUGCAAUCAAAAUGACCGAGCAGCAUUAUCGGGAUUACAUGUUCAGGGACGCUCUCAAGUCUGGAUUUUAUGAUCUUCAAGCAGCAAGGGACGAGUACAGAUUCUCAUGUGGUUUAGGAGGCAUGAACAGUGAGCUGGUGCGGCGGUUUAUGGAUGUGCAGACGAGGCUCAUUGCCCCUUUCUGCCCCCAUUAUGCAGAGUAUGUUUGGAGGGAGCUCUUGAAGAGAGAUGGCUUUGUGAUUAAAGCAGGAUGGCCAGUUUCUGAUUCUCCGGACCUGACCCUGAAGAGUGCGAAUAAAUACCUGCAGGACUCAAUCGCAACGAUGAGGAAGUUGCUCCAGAAACAGCUCUCGGGUUCAAAGAAAGGAAAUAAGAAGGGAGCUCCAGUUGCAGCACUAGCUGAAGAGAAGCUAAUGGGACUGAUAUAUGUGAAUGAGCAAUUUGAUGGCUGGGAAGCAGAAUGUUUGAGGAUACUGCAGCAGAAGUAUAACAAGGAGACCCGAUCUUUUGCACCGGACAGUGAGAUACUCGAAGCUCUGAAGCAAAGCAGCAUAGGUCAGUCGAGCGACUUCAAGCAAACCCAGAAGUUGUGUUUGCCCUUCUUGAAAUUCAAGAAGGAUGAGACCAUCGCUCUCGGGGUUCAAGCUCUGGAUCUGAGGCUUCCCUUUGGAGAGAUGGCGGUUCUUCGGGAGAACCUGGACUUGAUCAAGAGGCAAAUCAGCCUCGAAGAAGUGGAAGUCUUGUCUGCAGUAGAUCCCGAUGCUAUUGCUAGAGCUGGCACCUUGGCGUCUCUUUUGAAAAAGAAUCCGCCAUCACCAGGAAAACCAACCGCUGUCUUCAUCACAAUUUGAAUUAGUUUUUUACUUCAGAACUUUUUGUUGUCUCAAGUUUUCUCAUGUAAUUUAGCUCACAAGUUUGAUUUUUACUCGAGAAAAUUCCCCUGUUGAUCAGCAGAUACUUUGAAAUGACUUUAUCUUGGUGAUGUUUUAUUCCAAAUUUUCUGGUGUGGGAAUUUUUUCAUCUAUCACCAGCUGAUGACAUCUUCUGGUUCUAUCUUCUGAGUGGGUUAUCAGUCUGUAGAGCAUAUAACGAGCUCAUCUUCAUCGACUUGGAAGCAGUUAAUCAUGGAGUGGGAGUUGUGUUUUGAUGGUAGUUGAAAGUGAAAACAGUAUGUGGUGGAUUAUGCGUAGCAAGUUGUGCUGUUUGAUGUUGAAACCACACAGCUGACAGCUGUGAAUUGAUUGGAGCAA